AUGGGUCUCAGAGACAUUGGUGCUUCACUGCCUCCUGGGUUUCGGUUUUACCCCAGUGACGAGGAAUUGGUCUGCCAUUACCUCUACAAAAAGAUCGCAAAUGAGGAAGUGCUGAAGGGUACCUUGGUGGAAAUUGAUCUCCACAUAUGUGAACCAUGGCAGCUUCCUGAGGUGGCUAAGCUGAACGCAAACGAGUGGUACUUCUUCAGCUUCCGGGAUCGCAAAUACGCGACGGGGUUUCGAACAAACCGAGCAACAACAUCAGGGUAUUGGAAAGCAACGGGGAAGGAUCGAGCGGUGGUGGAUCCGACCACGCAAGAGGUUGUAGGGAUGAGGAAAACGUUGGUGUUCUACAGGAACAGAGCUCCAAAUGGCAUCAAAACCGGGUGGAUCAUGCAUGAGUUCCGCUUGGAGACCCCACACAUGCCUCCAAAGAUUUUCCAUUCUCUUUCUUCUCGUGUGCAAUUGGAGUUGGAACUGAUGGACUUUAAUUGGAGGAGGGAAAAGAUAAAUAUUGUUUGA
Molecule: messenger RNA, 522 nt
Organism: Sphenostylis stenocarpa
Lineage: Eukaryota; Viridiplantae; Streptophyta; Magnoliopsida; Fabales; Fabaceae
Source: the annotation of a GenBank genome assembly